UAUGCAAUCUAAUUGCAAAGAAGAAACACGAAGCAUUAAGGACCGAAUGAAAUUUUUUGAAAAGGAAAUCGCCGAACAUAAUUCCCCUUCAAAGAAAAAAGUGGAAAGAAAAUUCUCUUAUUUACAGGAACACGAGGUAGCCAAAAUGAAGAAGGAAGAUGAAAGGAAAAUGUCUCUGAUGUCACAAGAAGAAUUAAAGAAGCUAAUGUCUGAGAAUGUUGCUGAUUUUUCAAAUGUUUUAAAAAGUUGGGCAACAGGGGAUGACUCAAAGGAAGAAGGUAGCAAAGCAAUAAGACUCAGUGAAAAUUGGAAAGAAGGAGGGGUUAGACCAAUUGGAAAAGAUUUGGCUGAGUUGAAUAUUUCCGGAUCUCCACAAUGA
Messenger RNA from Dimorphilus gyrociliatus, 379 nucleotides. NCBI's taxonomy places the organism in Eukaryota, Metazoa, Annelida, Polychaeta, Dinophilidae. The record is from the annotation of a GenBank genome assembly.